Geodia barretti is the source of this 396-nucleotide messenger RNA. Lineage: Eukaryota; Metazoa; Porifera; Demospongiae; Tetractinellida; Geodiidae. The record is from the annotation of a GenBank genome assembly.
AUGAGUGUCAGGGUGCUGCAUAACCAUGCUGACAUUGUUGAACUUGCUUGCUCUAAUGCUCCUUUUCUGUCUGCUUACAGUUUGGUGGACACCCUUCCACCUCAUCUUGAGGCCAGCAACCUGGACCCUUCACUAGAUCUUGAUGAACUCCCUGAAGACAUCACCCUGGCUCAAACUGCUUCUACCUGGAAAUACAUCAUACAGUUUCAAGCUCAACAGAAACAGCACUAAGUGUAUAAACUUCCCACUAUACUGUUGAACAUAGAUUCAUUGUGUUAUGUAAGCUAAUUUUAAUUUUGUAAUGACUGUAACUAGUUAACAUUACCAUUAUUACAUGCAUGUAAAGGUGCUCAUGUUUGUUCAACUGUGCAGGUAUUACAGUAUAGCAAAGGACCC